AUGAAAAUAAGAGAUAAAAUAAUAGUACAGAAGUACUACUUAAAUGUCUUCAAUGGAAUUUUCUUGGCUCUGGGUCUUAUGCUUGUCACAUUCGGCCUGUGGCUUUUAUUUGACAGAAACAAUUUUUUCAGUGUGUUAUUUUCUUCAGGCAAGAACCAGCUAGUGGCAUAUUUUUCUUAUAUAUUACUUGGAAUUGGAUCUCUUAUUACUUUUACAUCAGCUGUGGGAUUCUUUGGAAGUAGUAUGGAAAUCAAAUGUCUACUAAUUACAUAUAUAAGUUUUCAGAUCCUGCUGUUUGUUACCCAGAUGGCAAUAUUGGUGCUUAUGUUUGUGAAGAAAGAAGAGGUCCACAAUCAAUGGAACAGCAGAAUUGAUGACGUUAUUUCUGAAUACGGGAAUGAGAGUCUGGCUGAGCAGGAACCUGUGUGGAACAUUCUGAAUGCUGUGCAGCAAAAUAUGGAAUGCUGUGGAAGAUAUAAUGUCACACAGUGGGAAAGGAAUGAAAACAAGGGAAGUAUUACUCAGAUCCCAUGUUCAUGCACAAAAUCGAAUCUGAAGAAAUGGUUUUGUGAUGUCCCAGGGGAAUCAAUAUACAGUAUGGGCUGUGAAGAAUAUUUAAAUACAUGGUUUGAAAACAAUGUUUUCAUCUUAGCUGCAAUUUUUAUCAGCCUGCUAAUGACACAGAUAUUUUUAGUCACAGUAACUUGUCAGCUAUUUAGAAACAUCAGAAAGAAUAUUAUUUGGCCAGAUGAACUGUGA
Chaetura pelagica (chimney swift) is the source of this 759-nucleotide messenger RNA. RefSeq names its product tetraspanin 19 (gene TSPAN19). Gene Ontology annotation, cellular component: membrane. NCBI's taxonomy places the organism in Eukaryota, Metazoa, Chordata, Aves, Apodiformes, Apodidae. The record is from RefSeq and is a predicted model, not a curated record. The transcript has 8 exons. The coding region runs from base 1 to 759 and encodes 252 amino acids.